Messenger RNA from Marchantia polymorpha subsp. ruderalis, 8377 nucleotides. The record is from the annotation of a GenBank genome assembly. NCBI's taxonomy places the organism in Eukaryota, Viridiplantae, Streptophyta, Marchantiopsida, Marchantiales, Marchantiaceae.
CUUUGACAUUUUAUGCAAGUUGCUCUCGGAGUGGAGACACUCUGGAGUGAACUACUUUACACUCGUUUUCUCGAAAAGGAUGUUUCGUUCUGGAACAAGCAUGCUUACGAAUCGACCCGGAUUCAUUUGCAUGUGAUAAUAACAAACAAAAAAAAGGUUCAUAAUCGUUUGUUAUUUCGCAUAGAGGAGUUUCUGUGCGAUAAGGAAGACAUGUCACCACAACGAUUGCCAAUGUUUACAUGUUCAGCUGUAAGAUGUAAAUCCUUUCCUCGUAGCAGCCAGCUUUCAGCUUUCUGUCUGAAACUACAUGUCUAGCGCUAAGUUGGAAGUAAAGUUGUCUAGCACGCAUUAAGAGCCUUCUGUUGCUCGAGAAGUUUGCUCGAGUUAUGAAUAAAACUUAGAGAAGCAUAUUGAUAUACUUCCAGACUGCUCAAAACCCAAAUCACAGGAAGUAGUUCACUUUGUUCAGAAGCACAGUGGCGAAUUUCGUACAGUACUCUGAUUUUCUGACAGGGAUUUCUGAACCCCACGGCCUCUUCGUCGAGCAUUCUGUCUACUGCACCACAAGCGUUAACGAGGACGUUUGGCGGACGUGCUGGAAGGCAAGAGGUGCAGCAGAUCUUUCUGUACCGUACCCGGGCCGCAGCCGACGCUGCAGAAGGUCGGCGGUCUUUCCCUGCCCCAUAACGUAGCCCAUACGUGCCGAUAGCUUAGCCCGCCCCGCACUCACCAGAAUAGGAAGACAUAGAAUGCGAGGAAAGCAUCACGAGCUCCAACGACAGUCCUACCAUUAGCACCAUGCGUCUUGCCAGAUUGAUCUUACCAUAUUGUAUGCGGGCCUGUAAGGUACCUCGAUUCCAAGUGUUUGCAUACGUAUCCGUCCAAAUUCAAGCCGAAUGGUCUCGCUCUGGACUUUCGUUGUGAGAAGACGAGGUAGAAUAUUCUACCAAUGGGUCAACUAAGGUGGGUGAGAAACCUGUUCCACUGCUGCUGUUUAUACCCCUUCCAACAACACUCGAGUUGCACAUGCUGGCCAGAGAUGUUCGCCACAUGAAUUCGUACGCUCAGACUGAGUACGCCGAAACUAGCGAAAUUCUUCAACCGGACCUUCCCAUUUGGCUGUCGGGAAAUGACUACGGUCACGACGCAGCGAGGGAAGUAUAUGAGAGCCAUGUACUGCAUCGUUGACAACCGGCGUUCCCCACGGUGAAACUUUCCUGCUUGGCUGCCAGGUGUUGGUGGAGUCUGUUCACCAAGAACGUAGGCAUGAGCGAGGCCCAUAAGUUAGUUCCUCCUUUUCCCAUUAUUGUUGGGAAAUUGGAAUUCCCAGCCGGCCCCUGCCCUGCCCUGCCCGCCCAUCCGAGCCCGAGGCCACUUAAUCAUUCAAGGAGAGAUCUGCAGUUCUGUGUGGGGGCGGUGUCAAGAUUAGUAAUCCAGGCCUGGGCUUUGGGUGGGGCCAUGGGAAGGUGGAGGCGAGGCGAGGGUUUAGAGGGGGUCCUAAGAUGGGGAAAGGGAGGGAGCUGGAGGAACGUUGGUCCGGGCUGUGCUGUACUUGUUCUGGGAAGGAAGAAAGGAGGGAGUUUGGAUAGGGCGGGAAAGUGAUGGAGGGAAACCAUAUGCCGCAGCCGCAGGCACCUUGCUCCUCAUGAUCCCGGGGCCAAGAGCCUGUGGCGUUUUGCUGUUGUUGCUGCCCGUGUGUGACUCAACAGAGUCCCUUUGGCUGGGGAAGGGGGGAGGGGGGAGGAAGGGAGGAAGGAGGGGGGAUAGUUAGUUCUACCGUGUUUCAAGAUGUUAUUGUUUAUUUUCAGCCUCCCCACCCCCUCCUCCCUCCCCACUCCCCGCCGUCAGAGUAGUGAGUCUGAGCCUCCUCUUGAAGUCUUAUGUGUAUCUCAUAUAGACACAAACUGCAUGCUCUUGGACUCACUUUCCCAGACCUCUGAAAGAGUGUAGGAGGAGGUGGAGGGAGGGAGGGAGGGAGGGAGGGAGCUCUGGAGUUCCUUGGCAAGGCGGUUUUUGCACAGGCACUGUGAGCACAACAGUGCGUCAUAUGAGCCUUGGAUUGACUUGAGAUGCAAUUGAGGUACUUUUGAGUGGGAAGAGAAUUAUCAAGGUGAGGAACUGCAAGGAAAAGCUCCGGGGGGCAGUUCAGGCAAGCAGUCAAGGAGGGGCGGGCAGAGGACAUUGGCGGGGCUGAUCGUCGUGGAGGGGUGCAGAACAGGUGCGGAUUGUGGUGUGGAGCCUUCAGGAUGGCGGAUGUCAUCGAGGUGUUGCUGUCUGGCUGAUUGAAUUGUCAAGGAAAUUGAAACUUUGGCAACAUUGAAUUCAACCCAUGCCUCCUGCUAAGAAAGUAGGUGCUGGUGCGGCAACCGCACCAGCAUCUUCUCAGCAACGCUCCAUCGCGUCAUUCUUUGAGUCUGGCUCUAAAGCCAAUACUGCUUCCAAGCCCACUGCCUCUGCCAAGAAUACCAAACCAUCUCUGAACAUACCUUCUGUCAAUGAAUCAUCACCUGCUGUGAAGAGGGCCCGAAAUGGCAGCCAAUCAAAAUCCCCUCCCCCAGCCGAUGGAAAUUCUGAAUCAAAACUAGAAGUCCCCGUUUCUCCUGAAAUGAAUGGGAGCAAAAAAGCCUCACCAUCAAAGAAAAAAGUAACCGACGGAGUGCAAACUCCGUCUCCAACAGAAGCUCCCUGCCCAGCGAAAUCUGUCACCAAGUUUUUUGGGAGAAGGGGAAAGAACGCUACCAAAGCAGAAGGGACGGCUGACCUUCCUGCGUUGGAAUCGGCCAAGGCUGGAAAUGGCAGAGGAUCUCCGAACCGAGGAGACUCCGUUGUGGGCAUGAGGCUUAGGGUAUGGUGGCCUCUGGACAGAGUGUGGUAUCCAGGGAGGGUCAAAGCGUUCAAUAACGAGAAUGGUACACAUGUGAUUGCUUAUGAUGACGGGGAAGAUGAGAUUGUGACAUUGAGCAAGGAGAAGCUAGACUGGCUCGACGAGAACGAAGCUCUGGAGGGCUUGCAAAAACUCGCUGGUGCACGCACCAAGCGUCGAGGGUUAAAAGCAGACGAGGACCUGCCUGCAAACGGGAAACGGAAGAAGAGCAGCAGUGAAGAAAGGACCCUCGACAGCCCUAGAAUGCAGCAACCAGAGGAGGAUGGUGGCUCUCCUGAUAAACUUGCAAGAAGGAAUAAGAGGGCUCGGACCACAGCCGACGCCGACAGCCCGGUGAAAUUGACCGUCACGGCAGAUCUAUUCGACGAAGUGGACAUGGCAAUGCCGAAAGAAGAGGAAGUGAAGGUGCGGAGGAGGUUGAAGAAAAAAGUUUCCCCUACCGAGCUGGAACCAAAAGUCGAAGAAGUGGAGAUGCUGGAUGUUGAGGAUCUUGAGGUGGCAACGACAUUAGCUGAGCACAAGCUCAAAGAAUCCAUGGUUGUAGGGAAGAGACCCGGCACCUCGGCCCGACGAUUGCAGCUUGAACAACUUGCUGCACUGCAACAUUCCAGUUCUGAAGAAGAGCAAGAGGAGGAAGAAGACUCUCCUUUGAACGAGACUCUGGCCGAUCUUGCCUCCAAGAAGAUACCAAGCAAGACUGAAAAAUCCUUGGUUAGUCAGAAGACUGCGAAGGAAUUCUUUUCAGAGAAGCUUUCGGGAGCGAGGGCACAGAAAUGCUCAGCGGAUACACAUCCUGGAAGGUUGAAGCCUGUGUCUGAAGUCAAGCAGGACUCAGCCGAGAAAAAGGUGAAAUCGGCCCCAAUUGACAAACAAACUUUAAGAGAAGCUUUGUCUGGAGGCUUGAAGGGUGUUACAUCUCUCGAGAAAGCAGAGGUUUGCAAAAGCCCACAGGAAAUAGAAGCACAACGAUUAGCUCGGGGUGAACUUCAUGCAGCCUUGGUUGGAGAACCGGCUGCACGGUUUUUAGGUCGAGUGGAGGAGAAGUUCAAGUUUCUUGGAAGGAACCGAAAGGAUGCUUCUGGAAGGCGCCCUUCGGAUCCCAAUUACGAUCCUCGAACGGUCUACUUGCCCCAGGAUUUCACGAAGGAACUCUCCGGAGGCCAGCUGCAAUGGUGGGAGUUCAAGUCUAAGCAUAUGGAUAAGGUUCUACUGUUCAAGGUGGGGAAGUUCUACGAAAUGUUUGAAAUGGAUGCCCACAUCGGAGCCCAAGAACUGGAUCUGCAGUACAUGAAGGGUGACCAACCUCAUUGUGGGUUUCCUGAGAAGAACUACGCGGUCAAUGCUGAAAAGCUGGCUCAAAAGGGAUAUCGAGUCUUGAUUGUGGAGCAGACGGAGACGCCUGAGCAGUUAGAACAGAGGAAACGAAAAACCGGUUCUAAGGAUAAGGUUGUGAGACGUGAAGUUUGUGCUGUCAUCACCAAGGGGACGUUAGUGGAUGGGGAUAUGCUAGUUGCAAGGCCCGAUGCGGCAUAUCUUUUGUCAAUCACAGAGCGGGAUUUUCCCUUCAAUGAGGUCUCUGAGAACGGUCUUCCAAUAGCACGUUCAAAGUCUGAAGCACAAGCUUGUAUCAUAGGAAUGUGUACUGUCGAUACUUCAACCAGCCACAUUAUGUUGGGCCAGUUUUGUGAUGACAUGGCGAGAACUAGACUUCGUGGACUGCUAGCAGAAAUAAGACCAGUGGAGGUAAUUAAACCCCAUGGCCUCCUCACGGACGCCACAGAACGUGCUCUGAAGGAUCAUACAAGGCAGCCUCUUGUGACAUCUUUGGCUCCCGGAAAGGAAUUUUGGGAUGCCAAGCGAUCGAUCAGAGAAAUCAUGACAAUAUUUGCAAGUUUUAAACCUGCGGAAAGGGCAUCCCAAAAUCUUCAGGAAAAUGGGAUUGCUGAAAGCGAAGCCGUGACAGAGAAUAAUUGCCUGCCAGAGGCUCUACAAAGAUUGGUAGAAGCGGAUGAACUUGGUGAAUUGGCACUGUCAUCACUAGGUGGCGCUCUGUUUUACUUGCAGCAGGCCCUCUUAGAUCAAACUGUGUUAAGGCUAGGCCGCGUUGACUUGCUCCCCGGUACAGAUUCUUUCAACAUGACAAAACCUUCUGCCACAUGCGAAGGACUAAUCGAGUCUAAUGGAGGACUAUCACCCAUCAAACGGAGCGAGGGAAUUGCUGGCAGUGAUCUAGAGCCUUACUUGUUGAUGGAUGCAACCGCUUUGGAGAAUCUGGAAAUUAUAGAAAACAAUCGAGAUGGUGGGACCCGUGGGACACUGCUGGGGCACUUGGACUACUGUGUGACUCCUUACGGCCGGAGGCUGCUCAAACAGUGGCUUGUUAGACCUCUCAUGCGAGUGGAUUCCAUUGUCAAGAGACAAGAAGCUAUUCACGACUUAAAGACUGUGGCCUCCGAAGCAGCCACGAGUUUCAGAAAGGAGUUGCGGAGUCAACCUGAUAUGGAGCGAUUUCUUUCAAGGUUGCACGCGUACAGUGAUGAAAGCGGGAGGAAUGCUCAGAAAGUUGUGCUGUAUGAAGAUGCCGCGAAGAAACUUUUGCAAGAACUGCUGGCUACUCUCCGUGGAUGCCAGGCACUACUUCAAGCUGUCAAGAGUUUCGAAGUCGUUCUUCCUGAGUUAUCCUCUGAUCGCUUGAAGCAGUUAAUUAGCCCAGACGGAGGACUUUCCGAGAUGUUCAGUAUCAUUGAAAACUUUGAGACAGCUUUCGACUGGGAUGAAGCCGAGACAACGGGCCGUAUUGUUCCUAGUGUCGAAGGUGUUGAUGCAGAAUUUGACGAGGCGGACUCCACAGUCAAAUCAGUUUCCGAAAAAUUGUCAGAUUACUUGAGCAAGCAAAGGAAGAAGUUUGGUAACUCCUCUGAGAUCAAUUAUGUCACUGUCGGCAAAGAAGCCUAUCAGAUGGAGGUUCCAGAAGAAUUGCAUGCGAAGGUGCCUGCCAGCUAUGAAGUACGAUCUUCACGAAAGGGUUAUCGGCGGUAUUGGACACCCGAGAUCAAAGAACUUCUGCAGGAUUUGACAGCCGGCGAGCAGCAGAGAGAACAAGCACUUCAAGGCAUACUUAAAGGUCUUGUGAAACGCUUCUGUGGACAUUAUCAGAAGUGGCUGUUUCUGAUCAAGUCAGUUGCAGAGCUGGACGUGCUAAUAAGUUUAGCAGAGGCAAGCGAGUACGCUGCUCCAACUUGCAGGCCAUCAUUUGUCUCGGCGGAUCCCAACUCAAGUGCAUCUUACCAAACCCCGAUGAUCUCCGCAAGAAGUCUUCGGCACCCAACGCUUAGACUUAAUGGAGGUGGUACAGUUGUUCCGAAUGAUAUUGAGCUGGGCGGUAGCCAUACAUCCUUCAUGUUGCUGACAGGACCAAACAUGGGUGGAAAGUCUACUCUUAUUAGGCAAGUCUGCCUCGCAGUUAUUCUUGCUCAGAUCGGGGCGAAUGUGCCUGCAGAGCAAUUUGAAAUGAGCCCAGUUGAUAAACUGUUCGUCCGAAUGGGCGCAAGGGAUCAUAUAAUGGCUGGCCAAAGCACGUUUCUUGUAGAGAUGUCAGAGACUGCAGCAAUGCUGAGAGGUGCUACCAGCAAUUCUCUUGUAGCUUUAGACGAACUGGGACGUGGCACUUCAACUGCAGACGGGCAGGCGAUAGCGCACGCCGUAAUGGAACGUCUAGUCAGCGAUGUUGGUUGUAGAGGAAUGUUCUCCACACACUAUCAUAGGCUUUCGACGCACUACUCUGUCACUGAUUCGAAGGUCGGGCUCUAUCACAUGUCGUGCACGGUUGGGACUGAGGCUGGUGGCCUUGAGGAAGUCACAUUUUUGUACAAAUUGGCGCCUGGACCUUGUCCAAAGAGCUAUGGUGUAAACGUCGCUCGGCUGGCUGGUAUCCCGGAACCAGUACUUGAAAGAGCAGCUGCGCGAUCUGCAGAAUUGGAGUCUUCUUGGGCUGAAAAGGACGGGAGCCGCACUGAAGAUAAAUUAGACGUAGAAGUGCAAGGGUCGACCCCCUCCGAUUCGAAGUUCCCAACGGAAGUGCUGGCAUUUAUCAAGAAACUACUCGACGACCUAGACAAGGGCGGUAAUCCCGAUGAGUUUAUGUCUUCACAGGAGGCAGUACACCUGCUUUUGAAGCUCAAUAAUAAGGAGCUUUUAUAGAUUAAGAAGGGCAAAAGUCCAUGAAUCAGGCGAUAAGCCUCUGUGUUCCUAAUUUUGAAACCUUGAAGAAGCUGGUGGUGGUUAGCCGUAUGAGUAGAGAGAGAAGAGAGCGCAGGGAGUCAUCACAACUUCGGGAAGGAACCUUAUCCCAUCCUGGGAAUGUAGCUGUCUUGCGGAUAGUAAGUGUACAGUUAUUGUACUACCCAAGAACUGCUACUUACAUAGCCAUUAUGGUGGACAUGGCAUGUAGCACUGGACAGAUUGUUGUAAUUCGUUGCAAUCAAAUCAAGUUGUACAUGGAUAUUCGUUGUGGCAGGUACCACUGUGUCCUGCUGGUAAGUCCUGGAUGCUGCAAAACCGAUCUUUUGUACCUGAGACGAUUUCUCUCUCGCAACAGCUCCCACCACCUCCCUGUCCGCUGGCUCUCUGAGAAAGCCCAUUUUCCCAACGUCGACUCUCUGCCCUUCCUCCAUCCACAACAGUCUUAUCUGGUACACUCUUGCUCGAGGACACCAUCACAACACCAAGCUGGCAUUAUUGUUCCUCGAAAUGAUCUUUGGCAAUGGGAGCCGAGUACACGCCAAGGUGUGGCGUCAAGUGGCAGAAGAAGAACCUCGGAAUGUCCAGACCGCAGCCUGCCACCCCCCAGGGGGACUGACUUUACCACAUGUUUACCCGGCUGCCCGAAGGCAUGGAUCAGCGCCAAGUACAAGCCUCGUUGAGAACAGGUGGGCUCUCUGUACCGGUAAUAUCGGUUCCGACACACUCGCAGUCGAGGAUCCCACGCCCCCAGCAGCGCAUGCCCAACGUCUCGUGUCAGUCCGGAUGAGCAUAACGUUGGGGGCGCAGCUGCCAUGUUACGGUACGAGGAGGACGAGGCUCGACAUACACGGAGAAAGGCCUGGCGGAAUGUACGCGCCGGUAAGCAAGGAACCGACCCAACAAAUUGGGAGAGCCGACCGGUACGACAGCCCUUGCGCCCCCCCGGGUUGACCGAUGGGGGAGAUCUGCGGCCCCCAUCGACGCAGGCAUGAUUGCCGAUCCCGCGCAGCAUUCCUAAACUCCCCUCCCUCCCUCCGUCCGACACGCUCGUACGCAGCAGCGACGACAAGAGGAAUGGCCGGGGGCAGAGAGAGAUAGAGAGAGAGAGAGAGAGAGAGAGGGGGAGGGGGGAGGAUGAAGGGAGUUUGGUAAGCAUGCAUCGGAUGCCAGAGGGGGCCUUGAAGUCGCAGGGUUUACCUUUGGUGCAGUGGAGUCGUGUGGAAGUUACGUACGGAAAAGGACGAGUUCGGG